This is a messenger RNA of Staurois parvus, 327 nucleotides long. The record is from the annotation of a GenBank genome assembly. Lineage: Eukaryota; Metazoa; Chordata; Amphibia; Anura; Ranidae.
CAACCACUUCAUGAAGAGAUUGCACUUCACAAAUACCUGAAACAUCGCAAUAUUGUUCAGUAUCUUGGCUCUGUUUCUGAAGAUGGGUACAUUAAAAUAUUUAUGGAACAGGUUCCAGGAGGUAGUCUUUCAGUUCUCCUGAGAUCUAAAUGGGGUCCUAUGAAGGAACCAACCAUUAAGUUUUACACUAAGCAGAUCUUGGAAGGUUUAAAAUAUCUACACGAAAAUCAGAUUGUACACCGAGAUAUAAAGGGUGAUAAUGUGCUUGUGAACACAUACAGUGGAGUGGUGAAAAUAUCAGAUUUUGGUACAUCUAAGAGACUUGCU